This is a messenger RNA of Hyposmocoma kahamanoa, 3807 nucleotides long. RefSeq lists its product as uncharacterized. Lineage: Eukaryota; Metazoa; Arthropoda; Insecta; Lepidoptera; Cosmopterigidae. The record is from RefSeq and is a predicted model, not a curated record. The transcript has 5 exons. Bases 67 to 3570 code for a protein of 1167 amino acids.
UAUAAAUAUGAAACGUCGGCACCGCGAUGUACUCCUGGAGAGAAUUUCAACGACAGGCACACUUUCAUGGCUGAUAAGAGCACUUCGAGUGUGGUCCACACGGAGAUUCAAGCGGCUGCAGUAAUGGUUUGCAAAGAAACUGCUACCCUUCCCAGAAUAGAGCCACCGAAGCGAAAUGUAGCUGUCCCCCUUUCCCCAUCAUCGUCAUCAGUCGACCAACGUUCGGAAGAUCUAAUGGGUGAUAUAAAGGCAGACAGAGACAGGAAUGCGAAAGAAGAAAUCAUCAGUGUGUUACGUGAAACUAGUAUGUUUGCAGCACAGCCAGAAGAGCUAGCGAAUCGAAUAUUAGAACAGUUGAAGGAAAUGUUUAAUGUUGUUGAUGAAUCUCACAUAACUGAAAAGCCACAAUCAAAGACUGAAUCCAUAAUUGUGUACCAGAACGGAUUUCAUACAUAUAAAGCAAGUACUUUGGACAGCGAAUCGCAAACAAGUUAUGAAGAUAAUUUGAAACUGUAUACUUUGAAAAUAUCGCACGUUAUUGACCACUGGUUGAAUGAUUUUGGAUGUCAUAAAUUGAAUUUUUAUGAUAAGCCCGGUAGACAGGCAAUUAUAGACGACCUAGCACAAGAUAUAGUUGAUAGAUUCAAAUAUUUGGAACUAAAUCCACCUAAACAUUAUUUAUUCGAUGACAUAGAACACUUGAAAUACCAAGUAUUUAAAUUGAUUAGCAAGCUUACUGGAGAAAAUAAUUGGGCAUCGCUAGAAGCAGCACCCGAUUUGAUGAGAAGAAUAAUAAAAAUCCCGCUACCUGUCCUGAACUCUACAGAUGCACACAAUUUCAAAUAUGCAACUGAAAAUCACGAGAAAGAAACCGGAACGGACAAUCUACUAAGAAUUAUUUCAGAUAGAAGUUGUAGUACGGAAUCAUUUGAACAAACUUGUCGUCGAUGUUCUUCUUCACCUGAAACUUUAUGCACUGAAAAACCUAUUAUUAUGAAUACACCUAGACGAAUGAGUCAAUUGUCUAUGUUUGAAUCGUCAAAACUUAGUAGUCAACUUAGUAAUGUGACUACUGCAGAGCCAGCUCUAAAUAAAACUGUAAACUGUGAGAAUCCAGCAACAUUCUCGUCUGUUUAUGUAAGUUUCAAAGAACAGGAUAAUUUACAAGUUCCCAAUGCUAUAUCGUCUGACCCUAGCGCUUCACCUUCGAAUUUACUUACUCCUUCUAAAUCAGUCAAAGAACUGAAUAAUGAAUACGAUGAUUUUGUCAAAAACUGGAUACAUGAGAUACCUAUACCAUCGUCAACACCUGAAGAACAAAAUUUAGCUGAAAAACUGCGAUUAGGGAUUUAUAAUGCGGUCUGGAAAACAGUAGCCAAAUUAAAAAAUCAUCCUUCGAGUAUAUACAACCCAUUCCACUACCAAGAUUUAUUAGACGACGAACUCGAAGAUGUAUUUCAAUCGUUACCACAAACAGAAGAACUGCUGGCUAAGAAACAUUAUUUAAAAGUUCAAUUUAUUGAGAAAACUGUAAACACGAAUGAGCAGAUAAAAUCGUCUUUUGCUCCCGACAUACUUAAGCAAAAUUUAGUUCAUAAUAUACUUACACAUAUACCGAAAACAAGAACCGAUAUUGCCGACGAGAAUCCAGUAAAACUUCAUGAAGAGUUAGAAAUUCUUCAAUUGGCGGAGCUUUAUAUCCUCUAUGCAAGAUUUAAAGAUGAAGAUCAGCUAAAAGCGAAUGUGUUUAGAACAAAGCUAGUAAAACGACUUCAAGAGAUUGUCGACGAACUGAAAAGGACACAUCAAAAAGAACUCGAACAUAUUGAUAGAGAUUUGUACAUGAACGAACUAUUGUAUGCCAUGCAACAAGUGCCCUUACCAAGUGAUGAGACCAUAAAAGCUGAAGCUGAUGAAAUUUUGCUUGGAAUGGAAAUUGAACAAUGGAUGGGUUAUCUGCCUAUGGUUACUAUUGAAAACACGAGAGAAUUAUUCACUAGAAGAAGGCUUAAAGACAAGCUUGCUAAGAAAGUACACAACUUAGAAAAAUCAGUCAACGUUUCUAACAUCGAAGGUUCCAGAUUAUUAAAGAUGGAAAUUUCUGCUUUCUUAGAUAAACUACCAUUACAAAAAGACCAGAGUUUAAACUUAAACUUCAUGGUAGAUGAAUUGACUAAUCGUAUUAAAAAUAUGAAUAAUUACGGAACAGACAAGUUUAAUGCCACUGGACUUGAUAAUUUAAAUUUUGCAGAUUUUAGUAGACAAAUUCAAAAAGCAUCCAGUUAUAAUCAAAUGCCUGUACCAAAUGGACACCAGUCUAUAAAUACUUCAGCAGAUACUAAAAUCCCAAUUUCUGAAAGUGCAAGGUCUUCAGGAAACCAUGUUUCAAUUCCUUGUGCUCAACCGUGUAAUGGCAAUAACAAUGGCAAUAUAUAUGGCGUACAACAGGCAAUACCACCAGGAAUAAAUGCUCAGUUGUCAUCGGGACAGGUACCAAACGCUCCAUGUAAUGGAAAUAGCAGUGACAAGACAAUAAGUCUAUGGCAAAGUUCCAAUGAUGCAUCUGCAGCUGGUCAGUUGCAAGGUAUGCAGCCGAUAGGAAAUAUUACAACUGCGGGAGGAAACCGGAGUCAGUCAUUUGGACCGCCAUCAAAUUCUCUUCUUAGACCCCAGCAAGCAACCUCAUUGGGACCAGUGCAAUAUAUUCAACCAGGCCCUUUACAGCAACAGCCUCCUUCUGUAAUGGCAGACACUUCAGUAUACUUUGGACCGCGUUCAGCUGCUCCAAUUCAAAGUCCACAACGCUACACUUCAUUUGAGCAGCAAAACCCUGCAAGCUCAAGUUUUUAUCCAGGCCAGGAAAUAGACCAAUCAAACGUGCAACCACGUAGUUUCCAUGAAUGCGGAAGUCCACUUGUAGCUGGACGUCCCAAUGUCUUAGGCCAGCCAAGGAAUGUGAAUCAGUCUCAUCACGAGUCAGUGAAUUCAGCAGAUUAUCAUACCCUUCCUACGAGUCCCCAACAAAUAGGAAAUCCAUGUUCAGUUCGCCAAGCUGGCGUUCACAGCUUUGCGGAACAGUCGAGGCAAGCAAUUGAACCACCUAACCAAUUAGGACCACUGUUUUAUCGUUCCACUGACCCGCAAGGUAUUAAACGGUUCACUGAAGAAAAUAUGAGAAAUCGAUCACAGUCUGACAAUCAACAUAUUUCUCAGCAAAAUGUUUUAUCAGAAUUUCCUGCUUCUCAAGGUUCUUGUUCUCAAGGCAGGCCAGCCACCACUGGUCAAGUUAGUCCAUGUCCUGUUACUUGUUCAGCUCCAAAUGACAUGAAUGUCCAAGUACCCCCUUCGAAACCACCGUGCCCUGGAAAACACUGUCCAACUCUCAAAAGAGCCAUGGAAACCCAAUGCCCCGCAAAAGGUUGCUGCUUUCAUUACGACGACUGGGAUCAGGAAGAACUAAAUAUUCGUUGCAGAUGCUUAGAGAGAUUUAAAAGAAAUAGAAUUAGAAGAUUUGGGUGUAACCCAGUCUACACAUUUUCACCGUGCUUCUGUUUUCCUGAUAAUGUUUAGAUCUGCACGGAGUAUUUUUGGGUUUUUUGCCUAAUUUCUGUGGCUAUUUAAAUAUUCUAGUAUUAUACUAUUAUUUCAUAUUUCAUGACAUUACACCCUAUUAUUAAUAUAGUAUUUUGCGAUAAUAUUAUGGAAUACUUAAAUAAAAAUUUCCAGAACAUUAACCAAGAAGCCGUUCUUUCAAUCCACUACCCUGAGCUGAUGCUUCCCAACAUCUAAAGUUUCCUUAGCGUCUUU